This is a messenger RNA of Mya arenaria, 13725 nucleotides long. Its product is annotated as multiple epidermal growth factor-like domains protein 8. The coding region runs from base 209 to 8563 and encodes 2784 amino acids. The transcript is spliced from 38 exons. Gene Ontology annotation, molecular function: protein binding; calcium ion binding. The record is from RefSeq and is a predicted model, not a curated record. NCBI's taxonomy places the organism in Eukaryota, Metazoa, Mollusca, Bivalvia, Myida, Myidae.
UGGAAAACAGAUGAUUUCCGCUGUCAAUCGAAAAUUAAAUGGCUUUAAAGUAAUUAAAUGAAAUGAGAGCAUCGUACUGCAACUAGAAAUUCAUCCCAGUGUUAUGGAAACUUUGUUUACGCGAGAUAAUAUGUGACGUAUUGCUUGAUUUACGCUGGAAGCGUUUAUUCCCAUCCUCUGGCCUAAUUUGCACAAAUUGUCAGCUGAGAUGUGGGUAAGCGUGAAUGUUUGGUUGCUGCUAGUCUUUUUUCCUUCGUCAAGAGCAUCAUGCCAGCACCAAAGAACAGUCCUUACCAAUUUAACUGGCAUCCUUACUGAAGAGGUUCCAGAUGAUCAACACAGCACCUAUCCACAUUAUGCCAGAUGUGAAUGGCUUAUUGAUGCUCAGCACCCAAAUAAGACCAUCAUUCUCAAUUUCGAGUAUAUAGACACAGAGUGCUCCUACGACUUCCUGUUCAUCUACGAUGGCGACUCCUACAACUCUCCCAUGCUUGCCAGUCUUAGUGGAAGCAACAAUCCAGAAACUAUUUUGGCUAGAUCCGGGAAGAUGCUGAUGUACCUGUUCAGUGACAGAAACUAUGAACGGAAGGGCUUCAAGGUUCACUAUGAGAUAAAAGACUGCCCAUUUAACUGCUCCAAUCAGGGCAACUGUGUGGACUUCAGAUGUUACUGCUACCCCGGCCGGACUGGGGAGUUCUGUGAGAGAGAACAAUGCCCUCUAGAUUGCUCACAUGGACAGUGUGUACCAGAUGAAGAAAAUGAUAACAUGACUUCCAGCUGUAAAUGUGAUCCAGGAUACAUUGGGUAUAUGUGCAAUAUAAGCAUCAAUGAUGCUGAAGGGAGUGAAUACUGGUACGAUGUUUUACCACAGGGCAUGGGGUUAAAGUCCAGAUCAGCCCAUGCUGGUGCUUUUUUACAAGAUAUUCAGUGUUUGUAUGUGUUCGGCGGAUUUUCUCUGAAUGAAGUUUUAGGUGAUCUCAAAAAGUAUUGUUUUGACACAAAUAGAUGGGAUGAUGUUGAAAAAAAUAAUUCAUGGCCCGAAGGGCGUUACGAACAUGCAAUGGUGGUAUUUGAAAACGGGUUUUACAUGUUUGGUGGUAUAUUAGAAAGCGGGUCUUACAGUAACCAGUUAUGGUAUUUCAAUGCAUCUUUAGAAACAUGGGAAAUGCAUGCCAAUGACAGCACUGUUCAACCAUUGGAACUAUCAGGGCAUACAUUGACCAGGGUUGAAGAUGAUUUAUACGUGUUUGGUGGCAAAACUGUGGAUGGCCAGUUUUGGGCGAAAAUGUAUAAAAUCGACGGAUACAUUCCAUCUCAGUGGGAGGAGGUUCUACCUUUGGCAGGAAAGUCUUCAGCACGCAGACUAGUCGGACACUCAGCUGUGUACCAUAAUGAAUCUAAAUCAUUGCUGAUCUAUGGUGGCUACUCCCACUCACCAGACCAACCAAGAUAUGGCUCACAUACAAAUGAUCUGCAUAUAUUUCACAUAAAAAACUUGAUAUGGUCAAAGAUCAACUUUGACAUUGACAAAAUUUCUCAAAAUGUUCCUAGUCAGCGCUCCUUCCAUAGUGUUCAGAUCAUGGGGAACUACAUGGUAGUGUACGGGGGAAAUGCCCACAUUCACCAUGAGGUGGAAACGUGUUACGACUAUAAGAUCUACCUGUACCACCUUGGCUGUCAUGUAUGGGUGGAUGCCUCCACAUUGAUGGGAAAGUACAUGGAAGUCAUUGAGUCUACAACUAAUCGAGGGCGUGUCAGUCAUGUGUCUGCUGUUGCCAAUGGUAACCUGUUGCUGGUUGCUGGGGGUUAUGCAGGCUAUGUGAAGGGUGAUCUCCGGCUGUUCAAGUUUCCACAAAUCAUAGCACCACCAAGUUAUGAAGCGGGCCUUGACCUGGAUUACUGCAUGAACAUCACCUGGAGGGACAAGUGUCAGACCAACCCAGCCUGCUUCUUCUGUAACGACCCAAAAUCCUGCAUGCACCGCACUCUCGAACAUAAAUGUAAAGAAAUGACCAGCUACAUGGCGAUGCCACGUGCACUUUGUCCUGGCAUCUGUCCACGGCUCACCACGUGUAUCUCGUGCCUGAGCCAGGGUCAGGGUGCUUCGCUCACUGAAAAAUCCCUGGAGAGGCGCACAUACAUACAGCCCUGUAACUGGUGUGUCAAGGAGGCCAAGUGUCAGCAGAGAUCAAAGCCUCAGGGAAACUGCAUCUCGCCCACCAACACUGUGUCAGGUACGGUGGGCUGGUGGAACGGUUUAAGCGCCUCCUUGAGUCAGAUUGAUCAGUGUCGUGUAGAGGACCUCCCGGCUGGUCUCAUUGCGACCAAGUACCGCUCUGGUUUCGGGGAGAACAACAUGCCUGAUGAGGUGGAGAUAAUCAGACAAACCACCGAGUCUGAGACAUUUCGACACAUCUAUGUCCGUCAGGGAUACAAAAGCCAAAUUCGCUGGUCAGGUUUUAUUCACCCACUCAACGCCUCUGUGACGGGGCUUAUCAGCAGUCCACAGAUGCAGUACGCCCUGCAACUCAUGGUGGAGAAGAUAUCUGUCAAGAUCUGGCUCAGCAGGAAUGAGACCAAACUAGCUGAAAAGGUUUUUGACCUGGACAUCAAGGACAAGAAUGGCCGUAUUGAAGAUGAACAGAUGACAAGAGCUGAUCGCAGUCUUCUUUUCCCUAACAUCUCAAGGGGCCUUAAGUACUACAUAGAACUGAGCGGCCUUCAUGACUACCCAAACUACUCUGAGAGCAUGCACCUUGGAGUGAAAAUGUACAACCUGACACUCAAGUGGGAUGGGAAAGCAAACAAUGGUAACCAAAUGCCCAAGUACCACCCGUUUAGCUAUGAAUUCCUGGAACCAUACAGCCAGGGUGACUGUAAGAAGUUUACCAACUGCCUCUCCUGUAUGACCGACACCAAGUGCGGCUGGUGUGACCCCAUGGAUAGUUGCAUGCAGCGAAACAACUCCGACAACACAUGUGUGGGGGAAGGGAGUGUACUCAUGAUCACCGAGCCGUCCGUCUGUCCUGUGUGUUCCGAUCAUGUGGAGUGUGACUCAUGUUCAGAGGAUCGUCUAUGUGAGUGGGUACGAGACUCAGUGUGUUGUGUACGUCGAGGUCAGGCUGAGGAGAGCAAGGUCGUCCGUCACCCAGAUCAGUGUCCUGCCACUUGCCAUGAGCGACAGAACUGCAGCUCUUGUCUGGACAUCAGUGAGUGUGCAUGGUGUGAGAAUCUACGAACUUGCCUCCCGUUCUAUGACUACGUAUCACGACACCGACAUGGCCAGUGCACGGAGUGGAUAGACAGUGAGACUAAAAGCGCCAGUAACCCCUUCAUGUGUAGAAAUUGCUCUGAACACAAGAAGUGUGACAAGUGCAUGCUGACCUUCAAUUGUGGGUGGUGUGGGAACGUAGCUAAUCCAACCAUCGGGGUCUGCAUUGAAGGAGACUUUGCUGGUCCUUAUGGAAAUGUCACUUGUUCGGCGAUAGUGAACACAAACCAUGGUAAUAUUGUGAAGAUGUCUGAUCACUCCGAUUGGUCGUACAGCAGAUGCCCUGACGUUAAUGAAUGUACCCUAGGUCUCUCACAUUGCCAUGCCAAUGCCACAUGCACGGACACACCUGAUGAGUACAUCUGCACAUGCAACAGAGGUUUCUAUGGAGAUGGAAAGUCAUGCACAAAAACGUGUUACCACAAGUGUGCCAUGGGAGAAUGCCUGGAGGACCAGGGGGAAUAUUACUGUGACUGUAACAUAGGCUGGACAGGGGAGGACUGUGCUGUAGACUGCAAGUGUAAUGGACACAGUGGUUGUGAGUUUGGUGUGGGAAAGUGUGAUUUCUGUCUCAAUGGGACAACUGGGCCAUACUGUAACGAGUGUCUGGAGGGAUACUAUGGGGACCCCAAGACAGUCGAUGGCUGCUUCCCCUGUCAAUGCAAUGGGCAUGGAAAUGAGUCCCUUGGUCUGUGUAACAACUCUACAGGGGCUUGCUACUGCACCGGGCACACCCAGGACUACCACUGUAACAAGUGUAUGGACAACUAUUAUGGGAACCCAGGAAAUGGUGGGAAGUGUUACCUGCAGUGUGACCAUGGUAUGAUAGUGAACAACCUGACAGCAGGCUCCAUGGGCUCCCACAGCGGGCCAGGGGUGUCAGGCUGGAGGGCCUACUGCCUGUGGAUCCUGAUGACGGAGCCUCGGGCCCAUCCACAGAGCAUCACUUUCACCCUGGAGCAGCUUGCAGUGGAGUGUGAACUGGACCAUGUGUAUGUGUAUGAUGGUAUCCCUGAGUUUAUAGACAGUGCGGGCCUUGGUGUGUUACUGGGAGCCUUCUGUGGGUUCCACUCAUUGGACAUCAACGUCACCGCCAACUCCGGAAUACUCACCGUUUAUUUUGAUGCUGACAUUAGCGGCGAUAAUUCCACUACCCAAGGCUUCAACGCCAGCUACCAUGUGAACAGGUGCAACCAGAUAUGUGACAACCAUAGCAACCAGAUGUGUUACCAUGGUGAUUGUGUUUGUAAAGAGGGCCUGGCUGGGUUUCCAGGAUGCAACAUCACAGUCUGUGAAGAUGGAUAUACAUUCAACAAGGAGGAGUCGAGUUGUGAGAAAGUGAUCACCGAGGGAUCAGCCACCUACCAGAUAACUGCCUUCCCCCCACCCCCCUCGACUCUACCCCAAGGUCCCAACACCCUGAGCUAUGACCCUGUCAGUCACACCUAUGACCCCUGGGGUCAGCGUGGCCCCGUGCCCCGGUAUGGUCAUGUGUUGAUCCACUGUGAUAAUGACAUCAUGUAUGUGUUUGGAGGGCGAUCAUUGAAGUAUGGACUGCUGAACGAUAUUUGGCAGUACAGUUUUGUAACCCAUAAUUGGACGGAAGUUAAGCCCAUCUCUAAUAUUCAACCAAACUCCAGGUACUUCCACACAGGUGUGUGUAUCCCACGACGUAAGACUUUCUACAUAUUUGGGGGACUGGUGGGACAACAUGACACCAGCAAGGAGAUGUGGAAGUUUGCCAUCGAUGCUCGCAAGUGGUCAGGACCAAUGGAGCCAGUGUGGGUGAGUGAAGUUGCAGGCCACAGUAUGACGCUGACAUCGGAAGAUAAGCUGGUGAUUAUUGGUGGGUUCUCAACGAAAGACUACUUCAGUGACAGUGUGUACGUGUUUGAUUUCAACAGCUACCCCACAAACUGGGAGAGGCACAAUACGGACAACAUCACACAGGCUAAACCUACAGGUAUCUAUGGGCACAGUGCGGUAUACGAGCCCCAAUCACAGACCAUUUACAUCUAUGGGGGCUAUGUGUACCGAGAAGAAAGAUGGAGAGUAUCUCGUAGUCUCUUCACCUACGAUGUCGCCACAAACUCAUGGAACCUUCUUCAGCCAGAGGUUCAGGAUCUGCCUGAGAUGGAGCAGUUUUUGAAGGAGACACGGUAUUUCCACAUAGGGGCUGGUUUAGCUGGUCACAUGGUUAUCCUGGGAGGGUUUUCCCACCAGCACGAGCCCAGUGAUGUGGCCCUCGUGUACAACUACCGCUGUAACUACUGGCACAGGCUUCAUCUCGAUGACAAGACAGGUCGAGAGCUCCUCUCCCUGGUUGGAGCGAAGGCUGUUGUGUAUGAGGAUGCCGUGUACGUGUUUGGAGGUCUGGGAUCCCGAGUGCAGGGAACUCUGUACAGACUCAAACUGCCUAGAGACAUAUGCAACAUCUACAAUACCUCUUGUCGAAGUAAGCCCGGAUGCUCUGAGGCCCAGCUGAGGGUGGAGGAUCAGAAUGAAACUGUGUGCUUCUCCACUGAUGGUGACCCACCUCCCAGGCGAGGACGUUACGUGGCCAAGUAUUUGGCUGCUCGCUGUGACCUUGACUGGCACGACACACGCCGAUGUGGGAACAUUAGAAACUGCUCUGAGUGUAUUGCCACAUAUCCACAGUUUAAACAAGCACAGCCGGCAUGCACCUGGUGUACAAAGUGCGUGUUUGGUCGAUGUAUCAGUCGAAGGGACACGUGUAGGGGCCAGAUGAAGUGUGAGAUAGUUCCAAAUACAUCCAACUCCUCUGCACUGACACCUGUGACCCCUACAUGCCCAGUGAAGCUCUGUAUUGCCUCAACGUGCCAACGCUGCAAGGAUCAGGGCUGUCUGUGGUCACUGAACAUACCUAGAGAGACCAUGAGCACAUUCCUACCCUCAAAAGAGUGGACUUGUGUUCUUUCAAAGCGGAUGUACCUUGGUUACCAUGGCAACCGGACGGAAGUGCUGGGGCAGAAAGAUGAGUGCCCGAAACCGUGUUAUGAAUAUGAGUCGUGUGGAGAGUGCCUCAGCUCAAUUGGGGGAGAGGGAGGUGCUAGCGAGUGCUUUUGGAGUGAGGGUCUUAAUGAGUGUAUGCCACCAGCCUACUUGUCCCUCCACUGCCUGGGUGGGGUAUGCGGUACAAUCCUGCAAGGCCCUCGAGACAAAUGUCCCCUGCCCUGUUCCACAUAUACCAAGUGUGCAGAUUGUCGCCAGGCACAGGGGUGUGGAUGGUGUGCAGAUGGGAGCGAGAAUGGACGCGGGGUGUGCCUCCAGGGCACGCUCAGUGGGCCUUUCAAUCAGCAGAUGUGUAAGAAGAAGAAUAAUGCCUAUCCUGAGAAAAAAACAGACACAGACGUAUUUGAGCGUGACCCGCAGUGGGCGUACGCAACAUGUCCACCAGAAAAUGAAUGUCUAAACGGCCACGACAACUGUGAUACGGACACAGAGGAUUGCAGUGAUCGGCUAGUCGGCUUUUUGUGCACAUGUAAACGAGGAUAUAAGAGGGAAGACAAGGACGGUGUGAGCGUUUGUAAACCAGUCUGCCACCAGGAGUGCGGUGAAGGUGAUUGUGUCCGGCCUGACGAAUGUGUGUGCCACUUUGGGUAUGUGGGGCGUAACUGUUCCACCAAGUGUGAGUGUAACGGCCACAGCGACUGUGCCAGCGUGGAGGAGAAGAGGAAAUGUCUUAACUGUACAGAUAACACACAGGGUUCCCAGUGUCAGGAGUGCAAGCCCCUGUAUGUGGGGGACCCCAGGGAUGGUGGACGGUGUACCUCAUGUCAUGACUUCUGCCAUGGUCACUUUGAUGUCUGCCUCUAUUACCUAGACACUGCACGCUUUGGCCAAGAGAUUGACAGACUUCUGAAGAAAUAUGGGAGUGCCAAGUCUCAGGCUUUUUAUGAAGAGUUUAAGCGUUACCAGCAUGCGGGCCCUACAACCCGGAACAGCACCAAGUGUUUAAGUUGCCGUGACAACACAAAAGGCGAGCGAUGUGAGAAAUGUGAGCCGGGAUACUUCCGCAGACCAAACAUGAAACCAGAUGAACCCUGCAUCAAAUGCAUGUGUAAUGGUCACGGGGACAGCUGUGAUGCAGACAGCGGCCUGAACUGUGUGUGUAAGAACAACACAGAGACGCGGUGUAGCAUUGAACAGGGAAAUAGUGACCCCAAAUGCCAUGAGAAACAGUGUGCUGACUGCAAAGAGUAUUUCCUGGGAAAGCCAAAGAGUGGCCACCAGUGUUACCGCACGAUGACCGUGAGUCGUGACUACUGUCUCGAUCCCAACACGCAGGCUGAGUGUAACAGGAUUCCUACAGCCUUGGAUCAUGGAGGGACGGUCUUUUUCGUUGUUCAGCCAAAAUAUGUGAAUGUGGACAUCAGGGUGACCAUUGACAUCACCUUUGGAGGUAUCGAUGUGUUUUUCUCCCCUCGAGAGGACACAUUUGUAGUCCACACUGACAGAUACACUGGCAAACACGUAGUUGACCUUGACCCUGGAUACAAGACUUACACACGCCGUAAAAGAUCUGAAAUCGUGGUCACUGAACAAAGUUAUGUGCGAGAAGUGGAGGCUAAAACUUUGAACACAUUCAUUACUGUGCACAGUCCAGAGACAAUUCUGGUAAUCCGCAAUCUGCGAGGAAGGCUUGUGAUCACACUGCCAAAUGAGAAGUUAAACUUGAAAACUUCCCGGUUUUAUAUGGUGUUUUUGAGCACUGGGAGUAGUGUAAGGAAUGAGACCCUGGGAAAUAUAUACUUCAGACAGGAUCAGCCUCAUAUUGACCUGUUUGUUUUCUUUUCUGUGUUCUUUUCCUGCUUCUUUCUGUUUCUUGCCAUGUGUGUUCUUGUGUGGAAAUUCAAACAAGGCUGUGACGCUCGUCGUAAUCGUCAGCAGCGUGCACAAGAGAUGCUUCAUAUGGCCUCUCGGCCGUUUGCUAAAGUACUUAUCCAUAUAGACCAUCCAGUGACUCCAUUUAAUAUAUCUCCAAGUUUACGACCACGACCUCCACGUAAGCCAACGGAGCGGACCCCAUUCUUAGCCAGUGAGCCAAAUAUUCCCCUCUCUCAGACAGUGAAUACCUCGCGUGAUAAGUUUAACAUUGUGCCCAUAGCAACAGAACCUACAGAGGAUGGUAUAUCAGCAGUGGGUACGAUCGUGUUCCAGCUCCCGGGGGGAAACUCCGCCCCCUCUCACCUCUGUCUGGGCUCAGCGCUGAUCACUCAGGUCAGCCACAUGGGGAAAAACAGGCGUCUUCCUGUCUCUUCUAAUUGCUAGCAGAAAAGAACUGGCAGGGAUGAACAAAAUUAGGAUUCGGGAGAAGCUUUUUUCAAGAUUGUUUAAUAAUUCCUUAGCGUGAAAUAGCAUAAGUUAUUUUUAAAUUCAUGUACAAUUUUUCUUAUUUUUAUCCGAGGCAGUCUUUAUUUCGCUGUACUUAUUGUAAAGAUAUACUGGUUCAUAAACAGUCUUUGUACCACCGAUAUUAUUCAUCGUUAUCUUCUUUUGAUUUGUGUAAGUUAUGUUUUUAAAAAAAGUCAUACCAUGUCAUUAUAUCAAAUUCCAUUGUAUUAAAUCAUUGUUGUUAUUUCUACAUGAUCAUGCUUUAAAAAGGUCAUUACAUCAUUUAUAAUGUUGCUUCUCAUACAGUGAUUCAUUUUGAAAUCUGCUUGGGUGCAUCUGUUCGGACUCAGAUAUUUCACCACCAUGAGUCCUGAGCUAAAAUCUGAGAGUCCCAAAUAUCACUUUGUGCACAUAUAACUAAAAAACAGUGCAUCCCAAGGAUUCAAAUAUUUAAGAAUUAUGGGUCUUCGGAUAAAACAAUGUAUAGGACUCUGGAUGCCCUUCAAAAUGAAUCAUUGCAAAUACAGACAGUUAAGUUUAACUGAAUGCACUUCAAUGCAAGCUUCCUUCUCAUUUUAGUUUAGGUAUGCUAUUAUGUAGUAAUGUGUAAAUGUGGAUUGUUGUGAGUAGAUAUGCCACUUAAGCCUCCAGCCUUAAAGGCACUCAAAGAUUUUAUUUUGGUAAGACUUCUAUAAACUUUAUUGAAAUUGAAAUUUUACAUCAAACAGCAACCGACAGAUAUAUUCAUUUGAAUGGAAAUUUGUAAAUACAAACCCAAAAUAAUACAAUUUUGAAUAGAGUUAUAACACUUUAUGGCAAAUAGAGCAUUUCUGUGACAGUUUAAGAUGAAUAUUAACACUGAAUAAGAUGAAUAUUAACACUGAAGACAGUAUUUUCUGUGACGGUAUAAGAUGAAUAUUAACACUGAAGAGAGUAUUUUCUGUGACAGUAUAAGUUGAAUAUUAACACUGAAGAGAGUAUUUUCUGUGACAGUAUAAGAUGAUACCUCAACACUAAGAUCCUCUGUAAGCUUUGACCAUGUUUUUGUCAUUGGUAUGACCAUUUUGUUCACAAUUUACAUGAAGAUAUAUGUUUCCAUCUCUAACCCCAUAAAGCAUAAGAGAGUCCCUGUAAGUGUACAUAUUCUCUAAGAGUUUAAAUUCUAUGUUUUAGAAGUCUUAUUAUUUUAUUGAUAUUUAAAAUUUUAUGUAAAAAAAAAAAUCUUUAACAUUACGAUAAGCAUUUUGUAUUUUUUUUUUUUUUUGCCAUAGUGAAGAUUUUCAAAUGUUUAUAACUUUUGUAUACCUAAGAGCAUUUAUAUAUCUCCUGUAGCUUUCAAUGUAAGAUGGCUGACGGUUGGCUAAUGGUUGUCACUGUCAAAAUGGUUUUUAAAAUAAUGUGAGUUUUUCAUUCCAAAUAACUUCCAUAUGCAGUUUUUGAAUUAGCACGUCCGUCAUUGUUUGUAUUAAAAGAUAAUGAAGAGAAGUUAACAUUGUCUGUAAGCUCUGAAUAUCCUUUUAGACACUUAUUAGUGCAUUUUAGUGCCAAAGUAUUGUAUGUAAAAUUAAAAUGAAAUAUUGUUGAAAUGUACAUGUAGUUAGUGGUAUGAUUUUGAUGUUUUAUUGGUACAUGCUUGUGUGCUAUUUUAUAUUGCUUAGUGGCUAAUUUGGCUGAAGUACACUCUAGUUAUGUUUCAGUGUUAUGUGAGCAUUCAUUUGGAAUGACUCUGUAUUUAGGAUACUAGUUUGUCUUAAAGUUCCUCUUUUAAACACAAAGAAGGCAGAACUUCUGACAUAUAUGGUCUUGACAGUCAAGCAUCCCAUUUUGCUACUAUAAUGAUGGUGGAAAAUAAAUCCAGAUAUUUUAUAAUCAGAAAUUGGAAUAAAAAGAUUGAAUAACUGAAAUAGAUUUUAAUGAAAACCAUAACCUUUUCUAGAAAUAACAAAGCAAGUACAUAAAAUGUUUUGUAUAACACAUGCUCCAUAACUUGCAGUGUAGAACAGCGUCAUCUGUGAUAAUUUUAUUUUAGCCCUUGAUCAAGCACUCGUGAUGUGGGCACUUGUACAGUUAUGCAACUACUUCCCUAGGUAAUAGAGUGUUUGAUUUUCACUGUGAAGAUGUAUGAUUAUGGAUGCCUGAUAUUUUCUUCCCUCAAAGUAUCUUAGGGUUGGUAAGCCCUUUAGAUAGCUCUGUUGUCAUCAUUAUCAUCGUCCAAGAACAUAAACAAUGUCAUAACUGGUAAAACAUUCAAUAUAUUCCACUGAAACUUUAUACACCUGUUAACGCUAACAAUACGCACAUUGUGGUUUAAUAAUUGUUGAGUUAUGCCAUAAGUUAUCUCAUUAUGCGAUUGUGUUUUUAUUUAGCUUAUUAAGUGAAUUACAUGUAUGCCAGUGAAGCAAUGUUAUUUUUAGCUUUUGAGUAUAUGGUUUAUUUUUAACAUUACACAAUAUAAAUAAGUUUGCUUUGUACAAUAUUAAUAAACGCUACUAACAUCAACUUUCAUAAAAUAUCAAGGUUCUAAGACUUGUGAAAGUGUUGAUGUUUUGUUUUGCUCAAGUUUUUGUUUAACUGGCCCAUAUUUCUUGAAUUAUGUUCAGUCCCUAAUAACAGGAUCAAGCUUAACUCACUUUUAUUGUUUUGGUAUAAUUUGUGUUGUAUUCUCAUUUUGACGAGUUCUAAGCCUUUUAAGGAAAUUAUCUAAAUGAUAAUCACGAUUUACAUAUAUUUUUUUAUUAUUUAAAAUGAAGUUUAAGUAAUUAAUUUGGCUAAAUGAAAUAAGAGACCCAAGCUUUUUACUUUUAAGAUGUUUAAAGAAAUUGGGGCCUGUACCCUGUUUCAGUCAAGGUCUUAGGCUUAAGAUCAUAUUUCUUGGCUUAACCCUGUUAGGGCUUGUCUUUGGAACAUUUAUGAUAAAGAUUCUGCCCAUAACUCAAAGUACUCAUAAGUCGUGUAAGGAUUACGAUUAAGAUAUCUUUUUGAAACAGGGGCUGGGUGGUUAUAUCUUUGUAUAUUCUUCUAUUUCAAACUGUAUGACCUCACUGUUUUGUUCUCUUAGUUAGAUUCUAUAAAACUUGAGUCAAAAAUAUGAAUUGUAUGCUGUACUUAUUUAUUUAAUGAAUUAAGCUUAUUUUUACUAAAAUAAGACAAUAUUAUACACCAAAUUCUGCACUUUAUUAUACCAGUACAUUUUGCACAUGAUAUUUUUAUGUAUAUGUUUGAAUUUUGUCAAUGUGUCAUUUCAUUGUUCUAUUCUACUGUGUGUCAUGUUCAAUGUGUCAAUAGUUGUAUGAUAUUUUGAGAAGCUUUUGUAUCUAGUUUUUGUACAGUUUGUAUAUAGAGCCCUUUUUUUUACACAUCUUCACUGUACAUAAUGAAUGUGAUUUUGUAUCAUGAAUGAAUUUUUGCACAGUAUCAAAUAUUAAGCAUUACUGUUGUUACGGUUACAUGAUAGAAUGAUUGUUUUACAUAUAUUUACAUUGUCUUGUACUUUUUAUCAUUUUCCAUAAACUAUAUAACUGGCAUAGUAAUGAACAGGUCUUCAAACUUACAUGGACUUUAUGGGAAUUGCCAAAUUGAAUUAGGGCAUUCAUGAUUGCUUACAUGCUCCGGAAAUGAAUUUCAGUCCUUCAAUAAAUGACUAAUUGUUCAUGAUUCUAGUAUAUUAGAACCUUUAUGUGUAAUGUGCGGGUUUAACUGUUUUUAUUGUGUAUUUGGAUCAGUGUUGGCUUAAAAAAAGAAUUACCGGGUUUUCAUAUAGUGAAACAUUGUAAUUAGAAUGAAAUAUGUUGUUGUUCGGACGGGAGACGUUUAACUGGCCGUCAAACUCUCCUAUGAAACUAAAUAACUUCGUUACGGUUGACAUAUUAUGACCACACUUGGUAUAUAUGAAGAGUUUAUGGAUACCUUUUUUGCGUUUUGGGUCUCUGCAGUCAAGGUCACUGUUACUAAAAAACAACAGUUGUAACUGAAUUAUCUUCAGUUUUGGUUGACAUAUUGUGACCAGACUUGGAAGAAAGGUAGAAUUUAGGCGUGAUCAAACUUGGUAUAUAGGAAGAGUUUAUGGAGACAUUUCAUGGGAUUAUGUGUAGGUCAAAGUCACUGUUACUAAAAAUAGAAAAACAGUUGAAACUGAAUACGCUCAGUUUAUGUUGAAAUAUUGCGAGGAAACUUGGUAUAAAGGAAGAGUUUAUGGAGAUCUUCCAUGGUGCAACCAGGUGCAACAAAUCAGCUAAGUUAUAAUUCUAACACCACAGGCUGAGUUUCUUUUGUCAGUCAUUGAAAACCUGGAAUUGACGCAUUGUGGCUUAUCUUGUAUUAUAAUUGCAUUCUUUGUCAAAAUGUACCUCAUACCUUGUCUGAUUACAUCGGUUUUUUACGCCAGUAGAAAUCAUGCCACCUUAUUCUUGGGAUAAUAACCCAUUACGGGACGGCUUGAUGUGAACCAUUACAGGCAGAAAUGGAUGUGAUAGUGAUUUUAAAGCAAUCAGUUUUUGUCAUCAUAGUAGAUAUGUUUUACACACAAAAAAGGCAUAUCAAUGCAUCCACAACCUUACAUACACAUAAAACCAUGGGAAUCGCAGUUCUAUUAUGUAACAAGAAACUGAUGUCAUAUCAUCUGUUUCUCUCAGACCCAUUUCUGCUUGUCCUGGUUCAUGUUAUUAUUAAGCUCUGUUUGAGUAAAACGUGCUCAUUUAAUUAUUGAUCAGUAUUACAUGAUGAUUUGUAAAUGUAUAUUGUAUGUUAUUGGGUGGGAGCCAAACAGUUUUAAGUUCUUCUCUUUUUAAUGUCACUUAAAACUGUUUUGUAUUCAUCUCUGAAUGUCAAGGGGUAAGAGUGAAAAGGUUCUAUCUGCUAAAUUAUUAAAUGUUACUUAGAACUUUUUCAUUUUAAACCCUCAAUUAGUGUACAUGCCAGUCGAAUUUCUUGUGUAUAUUUAUCAUUGUGAAUGGUUUUGAUAUAUUGGUUAUAUUUCGGCCAGUUGCUAUUAUAUAUCUAUUAUGUAAUUGUUGUUAAACAUUUUGAAUGAAUCUUCGAUGUGCGUUUUAUGGAACAUAUAUAUCACUCACAUUUGAAAUAUUAUUAAAAUGAGAAAAUAC